This is a messenger RNA of Phytophthora infestans T30-4, 1758 nucleotides long. Its product is annotated as glucosylceramidase, putative. The transcript is spliced from 3 exons. Gene Ontology annotation, biological process: glucosylceramide catabolic process. Bases 1 to 1758 code for a protein of 585 amino acids. The record is from RefSeq and is a predicted model, not a curated record. NCBI's taxonomy places the organism in Eukaryota, Oomycota, Peronosporomycetes, Peronosporales, Peronosporaceae. Gene Ontology annotation, molecular function: glucosylceramidase activity.
AUGACGACGGAGCCCACAGCAUAUGGCACCAGCUCCCUGGCGAGCGAUGAGCGUUUAAGUGCGCGUGCAACCCGGAGACGGUCCAUCCUCAAAUGGAGUCUCAUGGGGCUUGCCAUCUGUGCCGUAGUUGCCGUCCUUGCAGUCAUCGGGAUCGUUGCGCUGCCGGAAGAUGCCGCGGUAGCACCCGUUAAGACGACGGAGGCCACGCCGAGCUCCAAGGCUGCACCAGAUUUAGAUACCGAGGUGGCGUGCGUCCAGAGCUCAUACGUGGCUAAUGCGACCAACAUGAUGGAGCCCAUCACAGGCUUAAAGUGGACGCACGGCGCACAACCCAACGCCAAAUCUUUUAUUAUUGUGGAUGUGAACACCAAGUUCCAGGAGAUUAUGGGCUUUGGUGGAGCAUUUACCGAGGCUUCAGCGCUGCAGUUCUAUAAAUUGUCGAAGGAGAAGCAAGAAGAGUUGCUGACGCUCUACUUCGACAAGAACAAAGGCAGCGCGUACACUUUCGGACGCGUCCCCAUGGGCUCCUCGGACUUCUCGCCCAGCUCGUACAGUUUUGACGACGUGGUCGAUGAUAUGGACCUGGAACACUUUGAUAAAGAAGUAAAACACGACCAGGAGGCGCUCAUCCCAUUCAUUAAACGCGCACUGGACCGUCAACCGAAUUUGAAGCUCUUCCUGGCGCCGUGGAGUCCUCCAACGUGGAUGAAGCGUGGAUCGCUCAACUACGAGCCUAGUAUGCUCAACUCGGCCAAGCCUAUUGGACUAAAGGACGACGUUCGAGCGACCUGGGCGCAAUACUUUUCGGAAUUUAUCACUGCGUAUAAGAAGCACGGUAUCGAUUUCUGGGGCCUCACGCCUCAGAAUGAGCCGCAAGCGGAAGUUCCUUGGGAAUCGUGCAUGUACACAGCUGAGUAUCAGGCUGAGUUUAUUGGAAACUACCUAGGCCCCGUGCUGGAACGUGACCAUCCCGAUCUUGUCCUCAUGGUCUUCGAUCACAACCGCGGCAGUGUCCGUCAAUGGGCAGAAGAGAUUUACAACCACCCGACCGCUGCCCAGUACGUGGACGGUAUGGCUUUCCACUGGUACGAUGACGAACGCUACAUGGACGGAGUGGAGUACCACGAGCGCUUGAACGACACGUACUUCAUUGACCAGAACCGCUUCAUGUUGGCUACAGAGAGCUGCAACUGUCCUGAUGUGGGCCACGGAGAUCUUGCUUGGUUCCGUGCACAGCGUUAUGGCCAUGAUAUCAUGACGGAUCUCAACAAUUACGUGGCUGGCUGGGUCGACUGGAACUUGAUUCUGGACCACAAGGGAGGACCCAACCACUUGGCGAACAUGUGCGACGCUCCUAUCAUUCUGACGGAGGAUGAGAAGGACUUUUUCAUCCAGCCGAUGUAUUACUUCAUCCAGCACUUCUCCAAGUACAUUCCUGUUGGCUCUCGACGCGUUAAGACGCAAGUGGCCACUCGCUUUGCCCAGCCAGGUGACCCACAGCUCUCACGACAGAAAUGGCGACCGACUGACGAUGGCAAGUUGGCGGUCACUGGUACUGACUUCUGUAUUGAUCUCAAGGAGAUCCCGUGGCAAGGACACCAGGGCUUGUUGGUGGACUGCCGAUACACGCAGCAGCAUUGGACGUACGAGACCGACACUGGCCGCAUUCGUAUGGGCGACUACUGCAUCUCGUUGAACCACGGCUCCACGGAGGAUGGAGUGCGUAUCAGCACUGACUUGUUGGAAAUUCGACGCUGA